AAACCAACAACCAGCAAACUUCGAAUCCAAUUUUGACUCGACAACACUGUACUAACUACUAAAUCACGAACUUAAACUUAUCUUCUCCGUGUCUUUGUUUGUAUUCGUUUCCAGAGGAAGUUUUGGACUAUACUUCCAUUUGACGAACUAAAAUCCUUUUCUGCGUUCGAUAUCUAUUCCUAAUCGGCUAAUCGUGAAAAGAAAUCGAGAAAAAAGAAAAACAAGUAUUCAGUCGGUGCCCUCUUCUCUUUCCGUGAUGCAACGGUACGGAAGGCAAAUUUUGGAGUGGCAAUUUGGAUUUAGGAGAUUGAACUUCUCUUCGGUUGGUGUUCUGGCGUCGAAACCCGUUACUGAAAGUAAUUCUGCUUUACCUUCUGAGAGUAGUAGUGGUCAGUCUAUAGCUAAGGACAGCUUGGACAGUUCGCAGUCCAAGACCGAUGCAAAUUCGUCCGGAGAAGAUCAACAGAAAGCUAGUCCAGCUUCUGAUAUGUUAGUUGAUUCGUUUGGGAGACUGCACACUUAUUUGAGGAUCUCCUUGACAGAGCGCUGUAAUCUCCGAUGUCAGUAUUGUAUGCCAGAUGCUGGUGUUGACCUAACUCCAAGCCCUCAACUUCUGUCACAGAACGAAAUUAUUCGCGUGGCAAAUCUAUUUGUAAGUUCAGGGGUAGACAAAAUCAGGCUCACUGGUGGAGAGCCAACGGUUAGGAAAGAUAUUGAAGAGAUAUGCUUACAGUUAUCUAACUUGGAAGGGCUGAAAACAUUGGCAAUUACUACUAAUGGGAUUACUCUAGCUAGAAAACUUCCGAAGUUGAAAGAGUGUGGGCUGACUGCCGUGAAUAUAAGCUUGGACACACUAGUCCCAGCAAAAUUCGAGUUCAUGACAAGGCGUAAGGGAUUUUUGAAAGUUUUGGAGUCAAUUAAUACAGCAGCAGAUCUUGGAUACAAUCCUGUUAAGGUGAAUUGUGUCAUAAUGCGGGGAUUCAAUGACGACGAGAUCUGUGAUUUUGUUGAGUUAACACGGGAUAAGCCAAUUAAUGUUAGGUUUAUUGAGUUCAUGCCAUUUGAUGGAAAUGUCUGGAAUGUCAAGAAACUUGUACCUUAUGCAGAAAUGUUGGAUAAAGUGGUGCAACAGUUUAAAAGCUUAAAGAGGCUUCAAGAUCACCCAACAGAUACAGCUAAGAAUUUCAGGGUAGAUGGAUACUGUGGUUCUGUAUCUUUCAUCACAUCAAUGACCGAGCACUUUUGUGCAGGUUGUAAUAGACUGCGUCUUUUAGCUGAUGGGAACUUCAAAGUAUGCCUUUUUGGUCCUUCAGAGGUUAGCUUAAGAGAUCCACUCCGGAGUGGCAUCGAUGAUGAGGGGUUGAAGGAAAUAAUUGGAGCAGCGGUCAAGAGGAAGAAAGCUUCUCACUCGGGAAUGUUUGACAUUGCAAAGACAGCUAAUAGACCCAUGAUACAUAUCGGUGGUUAACUCUUGGUAUACGGGAGAUUAAGCUAGCAGGCAGAGGGAGGUUCGAUAAGGACUCGUUUGUUGUUCGCUGUUAGUCUCUAAAGCAAGAAUAAGGAACACCAACACCCAGAAAGCAACGGCAAUGUAUACUACUUUCAUCUUCCUUGUUGUAUACAAAUGAAAAAGGUAUCCGUUCCGAGACUCUUGUAAAACAUGGUAAUAAAAUACGUUAUAUCUUCAAGUUUAUAGAAUCAUUCUGUGUUGUACCCCUAAUAAGAUUGUUUGUUUGUUUUUCAUGUAUCCUUGCUAAGAUUGUGAUCAUUGCUUUCUUCCCGUCUAAAACAAUAAGAUGAAAAAUAUAAUUCUUUAUCUAUCUAUAUCAUAAAUGAAGUUCGAA
This is a messenger RNA of Papaver somniferum (opium poppy), 1844 nucleotides long. RefSeq names its product GTP 3',8-cyclase, mitochondrial-like. Bases 257 to 1468 code for a protein of 403 amino acids. The transcript has 8 exons. Gene Ontology annotation, biological process: Mo-molybdopterin cofactor biosynthetic process. Gene Ontology annotation, molecular function: GTP 3',8'-cyclase activity; metal ion binding; cyclic pyranopterin monophosphate synthase activity. The record is from RefSeq and is a predicted model, not a curated record. Lineage: Eukaryota; Viridiplantae; Streptophyta; Magnoliopsida; Ranunculales; Papaveraceae.